AUGAAAAGUAAUUUCCUCUUCUUAAAUAACAAAUUUAAUGAUUUAUUAACCUGGACUGUAAAUCGUUGCAGAUUAAAAGGUACAACCUUUUAAUGCACGCAUCACUGGUUGUACAUUCUCAAGCAUGUAUAUAUAUAUGUAUUUAUUUUUAGUGAGAGAAAGAGACGUUACUGCUGUUUCUCUCUCUCUAUUGUCCUUUCUCUACGGUAGAUAGGACCGUCGGGCAGCACGAGAGUUGAUCGGAGCUCCGGGAUGGCGUCAUUGUCCUCGUCGCCGAAUCCGUCGUUCUGCUCCCGUUUCUGGUCGUCGGCGUUGAGGUCGAAGCCCCUCGCUCCGCCUUCGGGUGGCGGCGCCGUUAGGACGAACUCCGGCGAGGGUCUGGUUCGGCGGUUGGGCCUCUUAGAUCUCAUUCUAAUCGGCAUUGGCGCCUCCAUCGGCGCUGGAAUAUUCGUCGUCACCGGCACCGUUGCCCAUGAUGCCGGUCCCGGAGUUACAAUUAGCUUCAUCAUAGCUGGAAUAUCUUGUGUGCUGAAUGCACUCUGUUACGCCGAACUAGCUUCUCGAUUUCCUGCAGUUGUUGGAGGAGCAUAUCUGUACACAUACUCAGCUUUCAACGAGAUCACAGCUUUUCUUGUCUUCACUCAGUUGAUGCUCGAUUAUCACAUAGGUGCAGCUAGCAUAGCACGUAGCUUAGCUAGCUACGUGAUUACGGUAUUGGAGCUGAUUCCUUCUCUCAAGGACACCAUUCCAAGCUGGGUUGGGCAUGGCCAAGAAGUCCUCGGAGCAUUAUCUAUUAACAUAUUAGCCCCCGUAAUCCUAGUACUUUUGACCCUGGUUCUUUGUCGGGGUGUUAAAGAAUCUUCGAUCUUGAACUCGAUCAUGACAGUUAUAAAGGUCCUCAUUGUCCUAUUUGUGAUAAUUGUGGGAGCUUUUAAGGUUGAUGUUUCGAAUUGGUCUCCUUUCGCUCCAAACGGUCCCAAGUCAAUAUUGACUGGAGCAACCGUUGUUUUCUUCGCGUAUGUAGGAUUCGAUGCAGUUGCUAAUUCGGCUGAAGAAUCAAAGAGACCCCAGAGAGACUUACCGUUAGGCAUAAUCGGUAGCCUCGCUGUCUGUAUUGUACUGUACAUUUCAGUAUGCUUAGUUAUUACCGGAAUGAUUCCUUACAAAAAUAUCGGAGAAGAAGCACCCUUGGCUAAAGCUUUCACAGCUAAGGGCAUGAAAUACGUCUCUGUGUUGAUCAGCUUCGGUGCUGUUGCUGGACUGACAACUACACUUUUAGUUGGCCUUUAUGUUCAGUCUCGGUUAUAUCUUGGACUUGGAAGAGAUGGUUUAUUACCAGCUAUUUUUGCUAAAUUACAUCCAAAACGGCAUACACCGGUUCAUUCUCAAGUUUGGGUUGGUCUUAUUGCCAGCGUCUUGGCCGGACUUCUAAACGUUCGUGUCCUCUCGCAUAUUCUCUCGGUUGGAUCCUUGACAGGGUAUUCAGUUGUGUCAGCAUGCGUAGUAGCCAUACGGUGGAAGGAUAAGACACCUUCAACUCAGGCUUCUACUAGGCGUAUUUCCACAAGGGCAGAAGGCAUCAUUUGCCUACUCGCAGUUGCCUUUUCCGGUUUUGCUGGUGGACUCAUCUUCCGUUUUGGUGCUUCGCUUCUUUUCGUGAUCGUACCUUCUGUUUUUGCAAUCUUUUCUGCUGUAGCUCUUCAUCUUAGACAUGUUUAUACAGAUCCACCAGGAUUUUCUUGCCCUGGAGUUCCAUUAAUUCCAUCUCUCAGCAUUUUCGUCAACAUGUUCUUAUUCGCUCAGAUUCACUAUGAAGCCUGGGUGAGAUUUGUGGUCCUCAGCAUUGUUACACUCGGUAUAUAUGCGUUUUACGGACAGUUUCACGCCAAUCCUGACACUGCUAAUGGAGUUUAACUUCCCAACUGCCAACCUACCUACUAACUUGUUGUAGACUUGUAG
This is a messenger RNA of Erythranthe guttata (spotted monkey flower), 1959 nucleotides long. RefSeq names its product cationic amino acid transporter 9, chloroplastic. Gene Ontology annotation, biological process: amino acid transport; transmembrane transport. The record is from RefSeq and is a predicted model, not a curated record. Gene Ontology annotation, molecular function: amino acid transmembrane transporter activity. NCBI's taxonomy places the organism in Eukaryota, Viridiplantae, Streptophyta, Magnoliopsida, Lamiales, Phrymaceae. Gene Ontology annotation, cellular component: membrane.